Molecule: messenger RNA, 2432 nt
Organism: Drosophila serrata
Lineage: Eukaryota; Metazoa; Arthropoda; Insecta; Diptera; Drosophilidae
Gene: Acox57D-p
Product: acyl-Coenzyme A oxidase at 57D proximal
Biological process (GO): lipid homeostasis; fatty acid beta-oxidation using acyl-CoA oxidase
Cellular component (GO): peroxisome
Molecular function (GO): fatty acid binding; FAD binding; acyl-CoA oxidase activity
Source: RefSeq, a predicted model, not a curated record
GAGUAAUCUAAAUUGCAAACACAAAGAGCCUAGCACAACUUAUCUACACGCCUUUGUAAACUACUUAUCUCGGCGAUUAAGUAGUAAAAUCUCCAUCCACAGUGUUUAUAAACUUGGACCUAGAUCGGACGUUGGUAUAUGUACAUAGAUAACGGUGUGCUACUAUGAAUUCUCUUAAAAUCGCCCCUCAACUCGGGAAAAGCUCUUGAAAGAGCACUGAGCAAGUUGGCCGGCUGAUUUCACUUUUAUAAAGAGCCGCCGCUCAUUGGGCUUUAGUUGUCUAUCGGUUCUCUUGGCGCGCAGUCCUCCCCGUCCGACUACAAAGUUACAAUGACCUCCGCAUCCAUAAUUCCCGCUUCCGUUAAUCCCGAUCUGCAAAAGGAGCGCGAUGGAGCCAGCUUCAGUACCGAGGAGUUUGCCGCCUGGUGGGCAAAGGGCGAGGAAGUUCUAAAGUUCAACCGGGAAAUCCGUGCAUAUAUGCAGAAGGAUGUGGAUCACGGCGAGAUGCUGCAACUGCAGGCCAAGUCGCAUGUGGAGAUUAACGAGUUCUCUCAGCGGUGCGCCAUCGAAGCGGCCCAGAAGCUGCGACGCCUGCAGCAGGAACGCAAUCCUGGAGGAGACGAUUACUGGCCUAAACUUUAUGAUCACCCUGUCAUGUGGGGCCUCGUCCCUGGUGGCAAUCCUUUUGGCGUGAUGUACGUGAUGCUAGUCAAGGCACUGCAGGCACAGUGCACUCCGGAGCAGUACGAGGAGUUCGGCAAGCGUGUGGAACGCUUCGAGAUCUGCGGCACCUAUGCCCAAACUGAGCUCGGGCAUGGAACCUUCUUGCGAGGACUGGAGACCCGUGCAGACUUCGAUCCCAAGACGGACGAGUUCGUGCUGAAUACGCCCAAGAUUUCCUCCUACAAGUGGUGGCCCGGAGGCUUGGGACACUCCUCCAACCAUUGCCUUGUGAUGGCGCAGCUGUACAUCAACAACCAGUUCAAGGGGCCGCAUAUGUUCUUCGUACAAGUGCGCGAUGAGGAGACGUUUGAGCCUCUGCCCGGUGUCCACAUCGGUGACAUCGGCAAGAAGAUGGGUUUUAUUGGUGUGAACAAUGGCUUCCUCGGCCUGAAGAACGUCCGCAUUCCUCGCACUCGGAUGCUGAUGCGGCAUGCUAAGGUCAAUGCGGAUGGAACCUAUAUCAGCAGUCCCACGAAUGUCCUCACCUACUUUGCCAUGGUGCGCACGCGCUGCGUGAUUGCUAAGAAUAAUGCGUUUGUGCUGGCAGCAGCAGCCACCAUUGCCACUAGAUACUCCGCUGUCCGUCGUCAGAGUCCCAUUAAUCCCAAUGAACGUGAGCCCCAGAUCAUGGAUCAUGUCACCCAACAGAUGAAACUCUUCCCCGAGAUUGCCACCAGCUUGGCUUAUAACCUGGCCAGCGAUUAUUUGUGGAAUCUUUACGAUGUAACACUUAAGGAUAUUGAAAACGGAAAGUACGAGCGGCUGCCGGAACUGCAUUCCUUGUCCUGCGCCUUAAAGGUGACCUGCUCCUCGGACUCUGCCGCCGGCGUGGAGAGAUUGCGCCUGGGCUGUGGUGGCCAUGGUUAUCUGUCCUCGUCCAACAUGAGCAACCUUUAUGUGCUGGCCACCGCAGCCUGCACCUAUGAGGGUGAGAACACUGUGCUCCUUCUGCAGAUCGGUCGCUUCUUGAUGAAGUCCUGGCGCUCGGCGUUGAGUGGAGCUCCUCUGGUGCCCACCGUUCAAUAUCUGGCCGAAGUGCAAAAGAAUCCAGAGUUUGGCGCCUGGACGGGCAGCUGGGAGAACAUGGUGAAGGCCAUGAAGUACACAGCAGCCAACAAGACCCGCUUGGCUUUUAAGAGCCUUUCGGCCCGUCUGUCAAGGGGAGAGACUGAGGAGAAUGCUGCCAAUCACACGGGCAUUGAAUUCACGCAGGCAGCCGAGCUCCAUGGUCGCGCAUUUGUUUUCUCCUCUUUCACCGAUGAGGUGACUGGUCCCAAGUCCAAGACCCGAUCUGCAUCUCUUAAUCGGGUUCUGGAGAACCUUUUGGAACUGUACCUGGUCAAGGAGACACUUAAUCAAAUGAGCAACUUGCUGAGGUUCAUUCAGUUGACGGAUACGGAUCUACGCGGCCUACAGGAUCGUUUGGAAACCGUGCUGACCAAGCUGCGGCCUGAUGCUGUGGCCAUUGUGGAUGGUUUCGACUUUAGUGACCUGCAGCUGAACUCUACCCUGGGAUCGUUCGACGGCAAUGCGUACGAGCGAAUGUUUGAUGCUGCUCUCAAGACCCCGAUGAACCUAAAAUCGGUGCCAGCAUCCUUUAAUGAGCUUCUCAAGCCCUUCAUGAAGUCAAACAUAUAAAGGAAUGUGCAAUGUGCGUGCAAUAGUUUUAUACCUUUUCUGUAUUUGUGUUUUAAACCUGUUUUAUUUUA